AGAAGGUGAGCUCCUGCAGGUGGUGGGAGUAGGAUUCACUCCUCUGUCUCUCUCUCGCUUGGGGAAAUAGGAUGGUAGCUCUGGUCUCUGGAAUCAGCCCGGUCAAUCCGACCGGCAGCUCUUGCCUCCUGUGCUCCGCCUGCCGCUUUCUGCUCAUUAAACCCAAACAGACUGAGUGUGGACACCGAUACUGCACCGCCUGCCUGGAGAACCUGUUCAAGACACAGAAUGAGGCAGAUUGCUAUGUUUGUCAGCAGAAGGUCCUUCGUUCCAAGGUCUAUCAUGAUAGAGCCGCUGAAAAUGAUGCUUAUGCCACAAAGAUUCAGUGCACGGCUUAUCGAGAGGGUUGUGAUUGGACAGGAACACUGCGCAACUACCUGCGCACACACCGGGCCCAGUGCGAUUUCCACGUGGUCCCUUGUUCCAACGUCACGUUCGGCUGUGAGGCGAUUGGCCCCAGGAAGAAAAUGGCGGCGCACGAGACCCAGGAGUGUGAGUGGCGAAUGGAGCUGUGCCCCCAGUGCGAGACCUUCUGCAUCCACAAGUUGCUGGAGGAUCACAUCACGUCCUGUGCCAAGCAGAAGGAGGAUUGCCCAGCCUGUGGCCAGGCGAACUUAACAAAGAUGGACCUGGAAAAACAUCGUAACCCUCAGCAUGGCACAUGCCCUGACGUCCAGGUGUCCUGCCCCUUUAAAGAGAUCGGCUGUCUGGAGAAGCUUCGGAGGCGCGACCUGGACGAGCACCUACGAGCGGCCCAGCAGACCCACCUUCUGCAGAUGCUGAGCCUCGCCAGCGGCCUGCGGGGCCGGGAGCUGGCCGCGGGUGGGGAGACAGAGACGGAGACGGCCGGGACACAGGGCAGGCCGGCGGCGGCGGCGGCGGCGAAGACGGACGGCCUGGAGAGGUCGGUGCGCGGCCUCCGCCAGGAGCUGGACGAGUGCGGGCAGGCGAUCGAGGCGCUGCAGCAGAAGUGCCGGCACUACGAGCGGGUCAUCCUCGGCCUGCAGGGGGAGCAGGAGGUCCCGGGCGGGCGGCCCUCCCUCGCCGCUGGCAGCACCGGCGGGGUGCUGGUCUGGAAGGUGACCCAGUUCGCCUCGCGUCUGCUGGCGGCCAAGUCGGAGCGGCGACUCUCCUUCUACUCACCCGCCUUCGCCAGCCACCCCUUCGGCUACCAGCUCUGCUGCCGCAUGUACCCCAACGGCGACGGCAGCGGGAAGGGCACCCACGUCUCCCUCUUCCUGGCCGUGGUGCGGGGCGAGUACGACGGGGUCCUCCCCUGGCCCUUCAAGCAGAAGGUGACCUUCCUGCUGCUGGACCAGGCGCAGCAGAGGCACGUCAGGGAGUCCUUCUCGCCCGACGUGCUGAGCAGCUCCUUCCAGCGGCCCAGGAGCCACAUGAACGUUGCCAGCGGCUGCCCUACCUUCGCCCGGCAUGACCUGCUCCUCAGGCCCCACAGCCCCUACCUGAAGAACGACACCCUCUACAUCAAGGUCCUGAUCGACCCGGCCGGCCUCCCACAGUGAAUGCGGGCAAG
Messenger RNA from Carcharodon carcharias (great white shark), 1534 nucleotides. Its product is annotated as TNF receptor-associated factor 2-like. The record is from RefSeq and is a predicted model, not a curated record. Gene Ontology annotation, molecular function: tumor necrosis factor receptor binding; ubiquitin protein ligase binding; zinc ion binding. Gene Ontology annotation, cellular component: cytoplasmic side of plasma membrane; plasma membrane signaling receptor complex. The transcript has 8 exons. Gene Ontology annotation, biological process: regulation of canonical NF-kappaB signal transduction; protein K63-linked ubiquitination; positive regulation of JNK cascade. NCBI's taxonomy places the organism in Eukaryota, Metazoa, Chordata, Chondrichthyes, Lamniformes, Lamnidae. The coding region runs from base 72 to 1523 and encodes 483 amino acids.